This is a messenger RNA of Terrapene triunguis (Three-toed box turtle), 743 nucleotides long. RefSeq names its product histone H4. Gene Ontology annotation, molecular function: structural constituent of chromatin; protein heterodimerization activity; DNA binding. Gene Ontology annotation, cellular component: nucleosome. The transcript has a single exon. Gene Ontology annotation, biological process: nucleosome assembly. Lineage: Eukaryota; Metazoa; Chordata; Testudines; Emydidae. The coding region runs from base 354 to 665 and encodes 103 amino acids. The record is from RefSeq and is a predicted model, not a curated record.
UAACCAGCAGCACGCUGAGAGGCCCAGCAGUGUCAGGAAACGUGGGCUUCUAGAGCAGUUAUAAUGAUUAGUGCUAGCCCUUAGCUCUGAGUCUCCUAAUCCUAAAGCUGUUUUUCCUGCACUGGUCUCCUUUAGUAAACAGGCUACAAAGAAUUAUGCUGGAAUGUUUUGCCUGCCUAGCGCUGUCCCGUCCCAACCGCCGCAUGCAUAGACAGCGAAGAGCGUGGGAGGAGGGAAGGUGCAAAUAACCCGCCCUUUUUCCUCUGCAGUUCUCAAUCAGGUCGUACGCCAGGCAAUAUACGGAGACGUUCACCCACUCUCGCUACACAGCUCUGUCUGUAAUUCUAGCCGAUAUGUCUGGUCGCGGUAAGGGUGGCAAGGGUCUCGGAAAAGGAGGCGCUAAGCGCCAUAGGAAGGUGUUGAGGGACAACAUCCAGGGCAUUACAAAACCCGCUAUUCGCCGUUUAGCUCGUCGCGGGGGCGUGAAGCGCAUUUCGGGUCUCAUUUACGAGGAGACUCGGGGGGUGCUGAAGGUCUUUUUGGAGAAUGUGAUCAGAGAUGCCGUUACUUACACCGAGCAUGCGAAGCGGAAAACUGUGACUGCCAUGGACGUUGUUUAUGCGUUGAAGCGCCAGGGUCGUACUCUGUACGGAUUUGGAGGCUAACCUGUGCUAGUAAUUGUCUCAGAAAACAUCUAUAACCCAAAGGCUCUUUUCAGAGCCACCCACACUUUCAUGAAAAGA